Molecule: messenger RNA, 291 nt
Organism: Pneumocystis jirovecii RU7
Lineage: Eukaryota; Fungi; Ascomycota; Pneumocystomycetes; Pneumocystales; Pneumocystaceae
Exons: 2
Coding region: 1-291 (96 amino acids)
Source: RefSeq, a predicted model, not a curated record
AUGCAUAUGCUAAAUUUGGAUGAACUAACGAAGUCUUAUUUAGAUGGUAACUUAUUUGAUAGAUUAUUUCAUGAUUUUUUAGCAAGGCGUGAUGAUUUAAAAAGAGGCUUAUUAUAUGUAGGAGAACCUCCUAGUUUAGCAGAAUGUGCACCUUAUGUUUAUGAAUGUCAUAACUUAUUAGAGAUUUUUAAAGAUCUUACUACUAAUUGUACAAUACUGGAAAAUGAAUGUUAUAAUGGGUACAAAGACUAUGAUAAACUUGAAAAUUCUAAGCUUAUUAAGUCGAUUUGA